CCGCUGUAAUGUUAGAACUGCUGCAGAACAUCUUUGACCUGGACCGAUAUAACUUCUUGCACUGGCUUCUCUUUCCCUGGUCAGUCACAUGACAGUAGUGGCAUGCACACAGUUAACCCCUUAUCAUGGUAUCCCCCCCACUGACAGCUUCCUAUGCUGAGAAUGAGAUGUGCCAGCUGCACACCAGGGGACAUCAACCAGGGGAGGGGGCUGCUGCUGCUGCAAUAAGGGAUCCAUGCUCUUCCCGCUGCCAUGGAGCCUCCUAUAGAGGCUGCGCUGUGCCUGGCUCUCCCCUCCUCCUCCUCCUCCUCCUCCUCCUCCUCUCAGAACAUCACAAGCUGUGCCUCUGAGGCUCUGGAGGUGAGGAGGGGAAGGACAGAGACCCUCACAGUCCCUGCUUCAGGGGGGGAGGGGGGGGAACUCCAGCACCUGCAUGUAUGUGCACUUGGGUACCACCACUCCAGGACCCCCCCUUUUGUGCAGCAGCAUCCCUGGGCUCCAUUGUUCAGUGCAGAAUGCUUUGUGCACAAGAAGAGAUGCUCCACACCAUCCAGUGACAGCUCAGGAGACAGCACUGUGCACAGUAUUUUUGGGGGGUGGGGGCAGGGGGGGAACUGAAUCCUACUCUCAAUUCCCAAAAUGCCUGUAAGAAGAGGACAUGUGGCCCCGCAGAACACCUUUCUGGGAACCAUCAUCAGGAAAUUCGAAGGGCAGAAUAAAAAAUUCAUUAUUGCGAAUGCCAGGGUACAGAACUGUGCGAUCAUUUACUGCAAUGAUGGAUUCUGUGAGAUGACAGGAUUCUCGAGGCCAGAUGUCAUGCAGAAACCAUGCACUUGUGACUUCUUGCACGGGCCAGAGACCAAAAGACACGAUGUUGCCCAAAUAGCCCAAGCCUUGCUGGGGUCGGAAGAACGGAAAGUCGAGGUCACUUAUUAUCAUAAAAAUGGAACAACGUUCAUCUGCAGCACACAUGUCAUACCAGUAAAGAACCAGGAAGGUGUAGCAAUGAUGUUUAUCAUGAAUUUCGAGCAUGUGACAAAGGAUGAAAGUCCGGGUUCCCCGGAUAAAUUAAGCCAAAUUCUUCCAAUCAAAGCAGAAAACCGUAAAUUGUUUGGAUUCCGGUUACCAUCAUUGAGACUUUUAAAUUACAGAAAACAGUCUUUACCGCAGGAAGACCCCGAUGCCGUCAUAGUGGAUUCGUCCAAGCACAGCGAUGACUCUAUGGCCAUGAAGCACUUUAAAUCGCCUACGAAGGAAAGUUGCAGCCCAUCGGAAGCCGAUGACACCAAAGCACUGAUCGAUUCUAACAAGUGUUCACCUUUGGUUAAUAUAACUGGACCUCUGGACCAUUCUUCACCGAAACGACAAUGGGACCAGUUAUUUCCAGACGUCAUGCACGCAGGGUCUCACUUGUCUCAUUCACAGUCAAAAGAAAGCAUUUGUAGCAUGAGACGAGCAUCUUCAGUGCACGAUAUCGAAGCAUUUAGCAUUCACCCCAAAAGUGUUUUCAGAGACCGACAUGCAAGUGAAGACAAUGGUCGCGAUAUGAAAGUUUCACAUUCCUGGAUGGCAGGGGGCCCUUUUAAUCAUAUCAAAUCCAGUCUUUUGGGUUCUACGUCUGACUCAAACCUGAACAAAUACAGCACAAUCAACAAAAUCCCACAGCUCACUUUGAACUUUUCAGACGCAAAAAAUGAAAAAAAAGCGGCAUCACCUCCUUCUUCGGAAAAGGCCAUUAUAGCACCCAAAGUAAAGGAGCGAACACACAAUGUUACAGAGAAGGUCACACAGGUCCUGUCGUUGGGAGCCGACGUCUUGCCGGAAUACAAACUUCAAACGCCUCGUAUGAAUAAGUUUACGAUAUUGCACUAUAGCCCGUUCAAAGCCGUGUGGGACUGGUUGAUUUUGUUGCUUGUUAUAUACACCGCCAUUUUCACACCCUACUCAGCUGCCUUCUUACUGAACGACGUAGAGGAGCAGAAGAGGCGAACGUGUGGAUAUUCCUGCAACCCCCUGAAUGUCGUAGACCUAAUGGUAGAUAUCAUGUUUAUUAUCGAUAUUCUCAUAAACUUCCGGACCACGUACGUCAAUCUGAAUGAAGAAGUCGUCAGCGAUCCUGCAAAAAUAGCAAUUCAUUACUUUAAAGGCUGGUUCCUAAUAGAUAUGGUCGCGGCCAUACCAUUCGAUCUGUUGAUUUUUGGAUCUGGCUCCGAUGAGACGACCACUCUCAUUGGACUCUUAAAGACUGCAAGGUUACUCCGUUUGGUCAGAGUUGCAAGAAAAUUGGACAGAUAUUCAGAAUACGGUGCUGCCGUCCUUAUGCUGCUCAUGUGCAUUUUUGCUCUGAUCGCUCACUGGCUCGCUUGCAUCUGGUAUGCAAUUGGCAACGUGGAACGACCUUACUUAAUUCACAAGAUCAGCUGGCUGGAUGCUUUAGGAGAUCAAAUAAAGAAACCAUUCAACUACAGCGAUCCAAGUUCUGGUCCUUCUAUCAAGGACAAGUAUGUGACCGCCCUUUACUUUACGUUCAGCAGUCUGACAAGCGUGGGCUUUGGAAACGUGUCACCCAACACCAACUCGGAAAAAGUCUUCUCCAUUUGUGUCAUGUUGAUUGGCUCAUUAAUGUAUGCAAGUAUUUUUGGAAAUGUGUCUGCAAUAAUCCAAAGAUUGUAUUCAGGAACAGCGCGGUACCACAUGCAAAUGCUCCGAGUAAAAGAAUUUAUAAGAUUUCACCAAAUUCCUAAUCCUUUACGUCAGCGGCUCGAAGAAUACUUUCAGCAUGCGUGGAACUACACCAAUGGGAUUGACAUGAAUAUGGUACUCAAGGGAUUUCCAGAAUGCCUGCAAGCGGAUAUUUGUCUGCAUCUCAAUCAGUCAUUGCUACAGAAUUGCAAGGCGUUCACGGGCACGAGUAAAGGAUGUCUACGUGCUUUGGCUAUGAAGUUUAAAACCACACAUGCGCCCCCUGGAGAUACUCUGGUUCACUCAGGAGACGUGCUCACGGCAUUAUAUUUUUUGUCAAGGGGUUCUAUUGAGAUUCUCAAAGAUGAUAUUGUGGUAGCAAUAUUAGGAAAGAAUGAUAUCUUUGGAGAGAUGGUUCACCUUUACGCCAAACCUGGAAAAUCAAAUGCUGAUGUCCGAGCGCUGACCUAUUGUGAUUUGCACAAAAUCCAAAGAGUUGACCUUUUGGAAGUUUUGGAUAUGUAUCCCGAAUUUUCAGAUCAAUUUCUCACAAAUCUAGAGUUGACUUUUAAUUUAAGAGAUGAAAGCACAAAGGCUGCGCUCCUAAGAUCACAAGCAGAUUCUGACUAUGACCAAGAGAACUGCAAACUUCGAAGAAGGAAAUUUUCUCUUAAAGAUCCAGACUGCAGUAAUGACAACAGCCAAGAUGGUUCAAACAAUUCCCUGGAUAACCUCAGAAAUUAUUCCUAUAGUAAGACAAAUGCAGAAAAUAAAAAAAGUGGAUCGCCUUCAUUGGGCUCCUCCAAUGAGCAGAAGCCAUUUCUUACAGAACUUGGUGGCCUUAGCUCUUCUUUCACAAAACCUUCAGCACCUCAGUUUGAAGAAGCGGUGUGCCCGUCGGCUAAGAUAACCCUUACAAAGAGAAGUCUGUCUUACCGAGAUAUAGCAAGCCCAAGGUGCUGGGAGAGCGACAGUGUCAGGAUACACCAGAGUGUAACCAAUGAUGCGGCACUGAACAAUGUAGCCUGGGGGAUCAGCGAAGGUGACAAUGACCUGACGUAUGGAGAAGUGGAGCACAGGUUAGAUCUGAUGCAGGAGCAGAUGAACAGGAUAGAAUCACAAAUGGCUGCUGAUAUCCAAGCUAUUCUUCAGCUGCUGCAGAAACCGUCCUCGCUUGUUCCGCCGGCUUACAGCAUGGUCACUGCCAGUUCAGAAUAUCAAAGGCCGGCGGUCAGACAAGUGCAGAGUCAGCAUCCUCGUGCGUCUAUCAAAACAGACAGGAGCUUCACUCCAUCAUCACAGAGCCCCGAUUUUGUAGACUUUGAAAAGCCCAAAGAAUCUAUUCCCAGCGCCAUCCAUCUAAACGUAGCGUCCGAGGACAACCUGACGUCGCUGCUGGACCAGGAGCACCCGUCUCCUCCGCUGGAGCUCCAGCCGAGGCAAUGCACGUCAUAUCUCAACCCGCUGAGACACACGUCUCUGCCGGAUUCUUCCAUGCAUCACAGAGGGAACAUGUCCCUGCACAGGCACGAAUCUGACCCUGGUCUUCCUGGAAUAUAAUCCAAAAAAAAAAAAGAAUUUCUUUUUAUAAGUACCUUCAAAAUAAAUUGUAAGUGCUUUUAAUGGCUGUUUUCCUCUUUGUAUGUAAAAAAAAUCCUCUUUACUUGACUCAGGGGCAACAAUAUGGAUAUCUAAUAUGCAAAAGUACUGUAUAUUUUGAUACGUUCGAAGCUAACUAAAGGUACGUUUGAGAAGUCGAAGACUGUAUGCUUAAAAUAUAAAACUGCCAGCAUCACGAGGCACCUUACAUUUUUGUUAAUCUUUAUUAUUUUUUUAAACACUUGCAUGUUCCGAAGCUGUUUUAUUAAUUUAUUUAAUUUAAUUUUUGUUUUGUUUUUUUAUCGCAUGAAGAAUGAUAUUAAAUUAUUUCUCAGAGACGUAAUAUUAUCCGUGUGGAUACUUUCAACUGGACGGAG
Molecule: messenger RNA, 4658 nt
Organism: Hyla sarda
Lineage: Eukaryota; Metazoa; Chordata; Amphibia; Anura; Hylidae
Gene: KCNH7
Product: potassium voltage-gated channel subfamily H member 7
Exons: 17
Coding region: 640-4242 (1200 amino acids)
Biological process (GO): potassium ion transmembrane transport; membrane repolarization during action potential
Cellular component (GO): membrane
Molecular function (GO): inward rectifier potassium channel activity
Source: RefSeq, a predicted model, not a curated record